Mus musculus (house mouse) is the source of this 3853-nucleotide messenger RNA. It is a transcript of the gene Pfkfb4, whose product is annotated as 6-phosphofructo-2-kinase/fructose-2,6-biphosphatase 4. Bases 700 to 2007 code for a protein of 435 amino acids. Gene Ontology annotation, molecular function: 6-phosphofructo-2-kinase activity; catalytic activity; fructose-2,6-bisphosphate 2-phosphatase activity. Gene Ontology annotation, biological process: fructose 2,6-bisphosphate metabolic process. The transcript is spliced from 14 exons. The record is from RefSeq and is a predicted model, not a curated record. Lineage: Eukaryota; Metazoa; Chordata; Mammalia; Rodentia; Muridae.
UUUUUCUGUUUUUGGUUUUUUGAGACAGGGUUUCUCUGUGAUAGCCCUGGCUGUCCUAGAACUCACUUUGUAGACCAGGCUGGCCUCGAACUCAAAAAUCCACCUGCCUCUGCCUCCCAAGUGCUGGGAUUAAAGGCGUGCACCACCACUGCUUGGCUUGAAGGAGGAGACCAGGAGACCACGGUGGAACUGGCACAUUGUUAAAUGAGGUAGAUGGAGAUUAGGAUAUGGAUUCCUGUGUGAGAGGGGCAGGCUUUGGCUCUGUCCUUUGGGCAAUGGACAGCUCCCUAAGAAUGUCCAAUUGCUGGCCUGUGCCUUGUAUACAUACCGAUGUGUGCUUUGUGAUAGAGCGGCCGGUGAGGUUCCAGAGCCCAUAGAGUCUUGGGAACAGAGCAAAUGUCAGCCUAAGACUGGCUCUGGGGGUUCUUAGGGGGCUGUCUGAUGCCAGGAAGCCAGGGACGUACAGCUGGUACCAAUCCUGUGCCCAGAGGCUGAUCCAACACGGUCGAGAGGGAGACUUAGUGAUCCAACAGCCUGUGGCCAUGUGCCUGAAACUAGCUGCUCUCCUUGUCGCUGUGACAACAUACCUUAAGGAAGAAAAUGUUUUUUCUGGCUCACAGUCAAGGGGACAGACCAUCAUGGCAAGGAAGUUGCGCGGCAGAAGCUUAAGGUGGCUGGCGACAUGGCAGCCACGUCUGCAUGACUAACUGUCCGACACUCAUUGUCAUGGUGGGCCUGCCAGCCCGGGGCAAGACCUACAUUUCUAAGAAGCUGACGCGGUACCUCAACUGGAUUGGCGUGCCUACUCGGGAAUUCAACGUUGGUCAGUAUCGCCGGGACAUAGUCAAGACGUACAAAUCUUUUGAGUUUUUCCUCCCAGACAAUGAAGAAGGCCUGAAAAUCAGGAAGCAGUGUGCCUUAGCAGCCCUCAGUGAUGUCCGGAAGUUCCUCAGUGAGGAGGGGGGACAUGUGGCGGUUUUUGAUGCAACCAAUACGACCCGAGAGCGGAGAGCGAUGAUCUUUAACUUUGGAGAACAGAAUGGCUACAAGACCUUCUUUGUUGAAUCUAUCUGUGUGGAUCCUGAGGUUGUUGCUGCCAACAUCGUGCAAGUGAAGCUGGGCAGCCCUGACUAUGUCAACCGGGACAGCGACGAAGCCACCGAAGACUUCAUGAGGCGCAUUGAAUGCUAUGAAAACUCAUAUGAGUCGCUGGAUGAAGACCUGGACAGGGAUCUGUCCUACAUCAAGAUCAUGGACGUGGGCCAGAGCUAUGUGGUGAACCGUGUUGCUGAUCACAUCCAGAGUCGCAUCGUUUAUUACCUCAUGAACAUCCAUGUGACACCCCGCUCCAUCUACCUCUGCCGGCAUGGGGAGAGCGAGCUAAACCUCAAGGGCCGGAUUGGUGGGGAUCCUGGACUGUCCCCCCGGGGCCGGGAGUUUUCCAAGCAUCUGGCCCAGUUCAUCAGUGACCAGAACAUUAAGGAUCUGAAGGUCUGGACGAGCCAGAUGAAGAGGACGAUCCAGACAGCCGAGGCGCUGAGCGUCCCUUAUGAGCAGUGGAAGGUCCUCAACGAGAUCGAUGCGGGCGUCUGUGAGGAAAUGACCUACGAAGAAAUCCAGGAUCACUACCCGCUGGAGUUUGCCCUGCGGGAUCAGGACAAGUACCGGUACCGGUACCCGAAGGGUGAGUCCUAUGAAGACCUGGUGCAGCGGCUGGAGCCCGUCAUCAUGGAACUGGAGAGGCAGGAGAAUGUGUUGGUCAUUUGCCACCAGGCUGUCAUGCGCUGCCUCCUGGCCUACUUCCUUGACAAGGCAGCUGAAGAGCUGCCCUACCUCAAAUGCCCCUUGCACACAGUCCUGAAGCUCACACCCGUGGCUUACGGUUGUAAAGUGGAGUCCAUAUUCCUGAACGUGGCAGCUGUGAACACUCACCGAGACAGACCUCAGAAUGUAGACAUAUCCAGGCCUUCAGAGGAAGCCCUUGUCACAGUCCCUGCUCACCAGUGACCCUGACCUCUGUCAGAGGGGUCACUCCAGGCCAUCUUGUGUUUGCUGUACUGAUGGUGCCACCAUGCAGGAACACUCCUGAAGCCAUGGGUGGCUAGCAACACUCAGAACCUUCAGCCUGGCCCACCGGCCUCUUUGUUGACCACCAGUGACAGGUUGGGUAUGGCUGCUGAGAAUCCCUGGGCUAUGUGCUCUGCUGCCAGCCCCUCUGCUACAGCACUCGAGCAGUCCACUCACCAGGCUGGCUGCUUCAUGACGUUUGCAACCUUAAAUGAGACACUGAGACAAAAAACUCUCACUAAGACAUUCCACUGUGGCCCUGCUGCCUGAUGGGGGCCAGGCAACCCCUGGAAGAGUUCUACUGCCCUCUCCAUAGCUACUCUUGGAGCCAGAGGCUUGAUCUUCAUGGGGCCUUAUGUGGACACCACCCCAGGUGAAGUGGAAAGCCCUUCCUUCCCUGCCUGGAACAGAAGAUGGAGCAGGGAGCUUCUACCCACAUCUAACCUCUGCAUCUGUGGGUACUCAGGAGAGUAAGUGUGGAAAGGACCAUGCGUGGCGCCCAUUCCUAACGUCUACCAAGUUAUACACUGGAAUACAGGAGAGCUGCGGCCCAGGCUGCCUCGUCCUAAAUUCUCUUUCGGGGGAUCCUGUAAAGGCAGGGCAGCUUUAGGAAGUACCUUCUUGGUGCACACACCAAAGUGCUUAUGGAAACUGGUCUCCCCUACCUGGCCGUUGCUGUCACUGUCCACACAGAACUGUACACUGGUAACGGGGACAUGCCUUUGUCAUGAGAGGCUCAGAACUGGUGGUCCUGUCGGACUGUCUUCCCAUUUGCUGGCCUCUACCUGUAGGACUGAGGAAGGAAAGGACAAGGCAUGAGGCAGCCCAGACCCCAGGAGGAGUCGCUGGCCCCACUCUAGUUUUGAUUCAAGUACAAAUUGAGUCCUAGUGCAAACAGCCUUAUGAAGCCUGGUGCCUCCCAUGCCCCGAGUUCUUGUGGGUCCACAUAGCAGAGUCAGGCUCCAUGUUUCAGCUGACCAGCAAGGUGAUAGGCAGGUUGUGGAGCAGGGCAAGAAACUUUCUACAGCAGUAACUGGUUGCUCUAGUGUCCACAGAGCAGCCAUGGGGAAGCCAUGCCCUGCAUCCAAGAACCGUUCAAAGCCCAAAUCUGGCAGAAUAGUCCACCUUUUCCAGCCCUGCCAGUCCUGGGCUGUGUAGCUUGCAGCUGCCAUCUGCCCCUGAGAAGUCAGUGCCAUUAUUCCAAACUGCUGUCUGUGCGGGCCUAGGGCGGGACUCCUGGGCUCAUCUCCUCAGACCUCCAUGUCCUAGCUCGGAGCUGGAAGACCAUACCACUGCCUUCGGGACAUGGGCCCUGCAGCUUCUGCCCCGUGUCCCUCAGAGUCUGAGUGACGUUCAUCAUAUCAUCUGGACACUUGUUAGCCAUAGCAGAUGCCUGUGGUCGGCCACUGUGGAUAAUGGCUGGAUGCAGCUUGAGGCAAAGACCACCAAAGCCUUUUUCCUCUGUGCCCCGGGAAAGCAGGAACUGAUGGACCCAGAGGUGUAAGAGCCCAGGGUGGGGGCAGAGGGAUGUCAGUGGAGCAGGAGUUGUGCUGGAACAGCCCCUCCCUCCAGCCCCUGAAGUGGCUUCCGCAAGGCAGUCGCAUGGGGGGCUGGUUGUCAGGCUUUAGCUGAGUUGGUUCAGGGGUUCACAGGCGGACUGCCUACAUUUCCUGCUUUCCCUAGAAUGUAUUAUCCUGGUUUUCACUUGUGCAUUGCACUGUGUCCAGCAUUCUUUGCAAUAAAUACUUUAAAAAACAAAACAAACAAACAAAAACAACAACAGUAA